UCUAAAUGUCUAUUUGUUUGCUAAAUGCAAAGGCUGUGCAACUUGUGGGUGUCCUCUGAACAAUUUGAAAGUGGUUUGAGGUUUUUCAAACUUUUUUUGUAAAAACCAAAGGCUGCUCAACAUGUUAUUUUUUUUCACUGAACAGUCGGAAAGUGGUUUGGGGUUUCUAAGCCACAUGGUUAAAAAACUAUUAAAUACAUAACUUUGAGGCAUGUAAUUUAUUGACGGUCCCUAACCAUAAGCAGACCGCUGUAUACAUGGUUCUACACACCGGGUUAUGGAGUGGCUAGUCUGGGAAAACAGGACCUGAUGUCGGGUUUUGAAUAAACGUUGAAUAUCCAAAAUCGAUUUUCAAACGAACUUUACCUCGGUCCAAUAUACACACAAUACCCAUAAUAACAAGGCUAAAACACUUUUUAGACAUUUGUGCCGAUUUAUUGAAAAUAAUAAAACUAAAAUCUCAAUAUGUACGGUUUAAGUACUAUAAUCGUUUUUGGCGGCGAUCACAACUCUUCUAUGUCAAUUGUAUUUACAAGCAGUAGCAGAAGCGAAAAUACCGUGUUAAGCGAUAAGUCCAGCUUUUGGGAACUUACAGUCCUGAGCAAAUGACUACGUGUGAACACGUAUGUGCUCUCUCCCUCAGUAGCGUAGAUAAUUUAGUCUGUUAUAAGAAGCAUUAUCUUUUUCUGGUGUUUCUUAUUUUAUGCUUGGUUCUUGGAGAGUAAGUAAGAAAGAGAGAAAAAGUGGCGCUGUCGACAAGGAUUCCGGUAGACGUGUAAAAGAGGUCUCAACCGGGACAGACAGACGUCACGAGUGUGUGGGAAAGUGCUGUGUAUGAGAGAAUGUGUAUUAGAUGGGAAGUAUGGUUUGUGAGGCAGGGAGACUACAUGUAUCAAUUUACAGUGUUUGAAAACAAUGGGGAAACAUGGUUUUCUAAAUGGAAAGGCUAUAGUAUUUGCUCCACUGGUUUUGUUUGUGGUGCGCUUGCCUACAUUAUCCUCAGAUAUUCACAAUAGGUUUCAGGCUUUGGUCUGAAACUAAUGUGAAGCAGAUACAGGAACAUAGGUUUAAGGCAAAAGGUCUGAAUACUAAUGUACAUGAUCAUUUUUUGUUGUUGUUAAAUUGGCACACAUUUAAAAAAAGCAUUUGUCAUUAUAUGGUAUUGCAAAAAAAUUGAUGCAAAAAAGAACUAUUAGAAAUGUAAUCAAUAACACAACAAAAUGUGGGAAAAGGCGUGUGAAUACUUUACAAAGCUAAUGUAUAUAAUAUUAGAUUUUUUGUUUCUCUGAAGAGUACAAAAUACCAGUUUGGUAGAACCUUUAAUCACUAUCAUGGCAUCGGAAUACCAUUAAUGUUCCUGCUCUGGUAGUCACCAAAUAAUAUGAAAGUACCAUGGUUUGGUACACAAAAGGUUAGAUUUGUUUGUGAAUUUAUUUUUGUUGCCUCUGUCCCAACAAUCAAUCAAAUGUCUCAAUAUCACAAUGUUUGAUAUAUUGUCCUUGUAAUAUUUUCUAUUGAGUAUAGGGUUUAUAUGAUUUGCACAUUUGCAUUCUGUUUUAAUUUACAUUUCACCCUGCAUCCCAACUUUUUUGGAAAAGAGGUUGUAUAUUAUACAGAACAUAUGGGAGACUUUUUACAGUACAUGUGAAAUACUGUAUAUUUGUCAGGAAAUAUCUUUUUUAAACUUUUUUUGUUUAUCCGUGCUCUCAUUGGUUUUCAUUUAAACAUUUAUUUUGGACCCCCCUGCCCAGUCCCAUCUUAAACCCAUAGAUGGAGUAUUCCACUAAGACAGUUGCUGCUGGCUGCUUUGGGAAGAUAUACAAGGAGAAGUAUAAUGGCACUUGGGCUGCAAUCAAGAAAGUACCACAACACUUAAUCAACAGGAAAGACUUGGAGAGAGAGUGUAAAAUAUAUAAUAAAGCGGUACAUCCUAAUAUAGUGAAGCUUCUGGGUAAUCCAAUACUCAAGGACUCAAAGUGGAUCAUUCCCAUGGAAUUCAUCUUUGGAGAGGAACUGGAGACCACAAUCUUCACAACAUUCAAAUCUAAAAUACAGUUGACUCAAUCUAUAAAGGCUACCAUCAUCACAGGCAUGUGUGAAGGACUACUUCACCUACACAGCAAAAACAUCGUCCAUCAGGACCUCAAACCUGACAACAUCAUGAUAGAGCAUGGAAGUUACAGAGCUGUGAUCAUUGAUAUGGGACUGGCCAAAUUCUCCCGCAAUGGCCUCAGUUCUGCGGUGGAUAUGGGCAACGAGGCCUACUCUCCCCCUGAGGUCCUGCAGAGGACAAGCCCACGAGACCAGCGCUCAGAUGUGUGGGCAAUGGGAAAAAUCAUUGCUGAACUUUGUGCCAGAGUGCGGCUGCAUACCCCGAGUGUCUGUCCAGAAAAGAUCCAGCAGACCCUCAGUCAUCAAGGCCAACAGUACUGUAAUGCUGUCUGUAGGAUGGUGCAGAGUGACCCCAGAUUACGGGCCACUAUGGCUGAGGUCAUCCCGGAGAUACGAAGAGCAGGAGAUAAUGGCGGCAACACCAGGGGACAACAAACGGCAAAUAUUCAGAAACCCUUUCCUCGCACUGAGGUGAAAGCUCAACCAAUGCCUGAGGUCAAGAUGCUUGUACGAGCUCCAGUGCGAGCGCCAUCUCCAUCUAGAUGGGAGCGUGCUGCAGCUCCAAACCCUGAGGUCAAGAUAACACCAAGUCCUAAAGCUCCUGUACAACGGUCACAGUCUCCAUUAGGAUUUGAGCACAAAGCCCCACCAAGGCCUGAGAUCAAGACGCUAGAACGAGCUCCUGUGCGUGGACCUAUGCCGUCUAGAUUUGAGCGUGUAGCCUGGCAAAAGACAGAGGUUGAGACUGAUGUCCAGACAACAAUGGUACCUCUAGCAUCUCCAAAAGCUGAGGGAGAACCUGAGUCCUUGGACCACGCCUCGAAACGAACUUGCCGGAAGACCCCUUGCUGUCUCUGUUGCUGAUCUGGAUUCUUCCUGCGGGCACAGCCAAGCUGUUCCCAUUUGUAUUUAUUGACCUCCUGGACGUCUGAACCUGUAAAUACACUGUACUGAUGUGAAACGUGGCCUUAAAUGGUAAUGCACUAUUAAAACCUUACAGUCAGCCAGAAGGGGACCGGCCAAGCCUCUCAUUCCGGCUCCUCUAGUUUUUGUCCUAGGGUUAGGGCUUUAUGAAAUACAUUUGGUUGAAUAAGAUGGAAAGACCAUAUUAAAAUGCAUAGCAUUUACAUGCCUCAUGAAGGAAUACUAGAAUCAUUGAACAUAAAAUGUAGGGCUGUGAAAAUUAAUGCGUUAGUGAUUCAUUAAAAAUGCUUAAUGCCGUUAAUUCUUUUGUCGCCAUUUUUGCCUUCCAAUCAUCCAUAGUUAGUGUUUGACAUGGGCGGGAGCGGUAACUUUCUGAUUUGCAGCAGUGCAGGUAACGUUAUUGACACUUGACUGGUGUUGGAGUUGUACGGAGAGCCUCACAUUAACUUUUUUCUAUACAACAAUGGAGAGUAGCCUGUCAUAAAUUGUGUUUACUCGCCACAUGUUUGUGAAUCCUGCCCAAUAUCACUUUCAUACUUGUUCAUUAGAACACAGUCUGUGCUGUUCCAAGUUGCUGGAAAUUGGAACAGCCAUGCCUCCCCUCUCACCCUUUUCUGGUCCUGUGCUAAUCCACUUGUUACCUUGCAUUUAGCAUGGUAAGUUAUGCUUAUUUUAUGUUAUUGCUAGCCUAAGCUAAGUAUAAUGUCAUAGCCAGUUGCAUUUCCACCAAACUAUAUUAUUAUAGCGGAAUCAUUGCUGUGCAAAUUAAAUUACAGAUUUCUCCUGUUUAUUGUUUUGGUUAAACAUCUCUCUUGCCUUUGCCUAUUUAAGUAACCAAACUUAUAUUACGUUUAGUUGAAUUAUGGAAUAAUAAUAUAAAAAUAUACAUAUUUGGUUGUGGCCAAACACCUUUCAGAAUAGCUAAUUGUUUCCAGGCCCUCACAUGAAUGCAAAUUCUGCCCGUCAUUGUGGUAAUUUAAGGGGAGACCUUGUUCUAAUGGACCAACUAGGAAAAAUACAGCUUAUGCAAUUUAAUUUCAAAUCAAGCACAGUCCAUACUUCACAAUAAAACAUAUGUAUUUAACAUAAUGUUCUUAUGGAGAAAUUUAAACAGAAAUUUUUAUAUUUAUACAAAUUUGAACACUAAAACUGAAACUCUACAACUGCAAUGAAUCCCAAUUAAAGUGGGGAGAACAAGCAGGUUUGGCAGGUUUUCCUACUUACAAAGCAUGUACAUUAUCAUUUGUACACUUCA
Messenger RNA from Esox lucius (northern pike), 4291 nucleotides. RefSeq names its product aurora kinase-like. Gene Ontology annotation, molecular function: ATP binding; protein serine/threonine kinase activity. The transcript has 5 exons. The record is from RefSeq and is a predicted model, not a curated record. Bases 1771 to 2976 code for a protein of 401 amino acids. Gene Ontology annotation, cellular component: nucleus. NCBI's taxonomy places the organism in Eukaryota, Metazoa, Chordata, Actinopteri, Esociformes, Esocidae. Gene Ontology annotation, biological process: protein phosphorylation; mitotic DNA damage checkpoint signaling.